Molecule: messenger RNA, 3272 nt
Organism: Lycium barbarum (goji berry)
Lineage: Eukaryota; Viridiplantae; Streptophyta; Magnoliopsida; Solanales; Solanaceae
Product: LRR receptor-like serine/threonine-protein kinase RGI1
Exons: 6
Coding region: 142-3135 (997 amino acids)
Cellular component (GO): plasma membrane
Molecular function (GO): protein binding
Source: RefSeq, a predicted model, not a curated record
UGUUUGGCCCCAAUACCCCUCUUUCCUUGAUGACAGAGUAUUCAUUGCUUAGCAACCUUUUAUCCCUUUUUAUAGCUGAAUAUUUUAUUUCUUAUUCAAUCUACACAAAUUCCAAUACUACUAUACCAAUCACUUGUACACAUGGAGAGAGCAUAUUCGUUCUUUCUUUCUGCAAUUGUCUUGCAAUUCUAUUUCUUAGAGACAUGCAUUAGCAAAAAUAUAAACACAGAUCGAUCAGCUCUUCUAGCCUUCAAAGCCAGCUUUACUCUAAACUCUUCUCAUCCCAUAACCCAAAAUUGGUCAUCUCAAGCUUCAGUUUGCCAUUGGAUUGGAGUCACUUGCGACUCUCACCACCGUAGGGUGACUGCACUACAUGUAUCCAACAUGGACAUUCAUGGGUUCAUUCCGUCACAGUUGGGAAACCUCUCGUUUCUUGUUUCUCUCGAUGUGAGCAGAAAUAAUUUACAUGGAGACCUCCCUCAAGAUUUGUCUCCUUUAAGUCUAUUAAAGGUGAUGAAUCUCGGGUAUAAUAAUUUCAGUGGAGAGAUUCCAAUGUGGCUCGGUUUCUGUUCUAAGCUUCAAAUGUUAAUUCUUGAUAACAACAGUUUCUCAGGUGUUAUACCAAGAGAGAUUGGCAAUCUUCACAAAUUGGAGAAACUAUUCAUGCAAUACAAUAAAUUAAGUGGUUCUAUACCGGAAGACCUCUUCAAUAUCUCUACACUAGGAGUGAUGACACUUGCUUUCAAUAACCUUUCAGGUGGUCUUCCAUCUGCUCCAGGCUAUUGGCCAACAAACCUAAGGGAUUUGGAUCUUAGUGGAAACAACAUUGGUGGAGUUAUACCAAGCUCAAUCUCCAAUUCCUCAAAUCUAAACACAUUAUAUCUCAAUGAUAACAAAUUGAGUGGCAAAAUUCCUAACUCGUUGGGGGAUUUGAGACAACUUGAAUAUUUGGAUUUGUCGCACAAUAAUUUAACAGGCUGCUGGCCAACAAACCUAGGGUAUUUGGAUCUUAGUGGAAACAACAUUGGUGGAGUAAUACCAAGCUCAAUCUCCAAUUCCUCAAAUAUAAACACAUUAUAUCUCAAUGAUAACAAAUUGAGUGGCAAAAUUCCUAACUCGUUGGGGGAUUUGAGACAGCUUGAAUAUUUGGAUUUGUCGCACAAUAAUUUAACAGGUGGUCUUCCAUCUGCUCCAGGCUGCUGGCCAACAAACCUAAGGUAUUUGGAUCUUAGUGGAAACAACAUUGGUGGAGUCAUACCAAGCUCAAUCUCCAAUUCCUCAAAUCUAAAGACAUUAUCUCUCAAUGAUAACAAAUUGAGUGGCAAAAUUCCUAACUCGUUAGGGGAUUUGAGACAGCUUGAAUAUUUGGAUUUGUCGUACAAUAAUUUAACAGGUAGUCUUCCAUCUGCACCAGGCCACUGGCCAACAAACGUAGGGUAUUUGGAUCUUGGUGGAAACAACAUUGGUGGAGUCAUACCAAGCUCAAUCUCCAAUUCCUCAAAUCUAAAGACAUUAUCUCUCAAUGAUAACAAAUUGAUUGGCAAAAUUCCGAAUUGGUUGGGGGGUUUGAGACAGCUUGAAUAUUUGAAUUUGGGGGACAACAAUUUAACAGGUGUUAUACCUAAAGAGAUGGGGAAUCUUUACAAAUUAGAGAUACUAUUUAUGGGUGAUAAUAAAUUAAGUGGUUCCAUACCGAAAGAGCUCUUCAACAUCUCCACGCUAAGACUGAUGUCACUUGCUUUCAAUAACCUUUCGGGUAGUCUUCCAUCUGCUCCAGGCUACUGGCCGACAAAGCUAGAGUUUUUGAAUCUCGGUGCAAACAAAAUUGGUGGAGUUAUACCAAGCUCAAUCUCCAAUUUUUCAAAUCUAAAGGAACUAAAUCUUUACGAAAACAAAUUGAGUGGCCCAAUUCCUAACUCAUUGGGAGAUUUGAGACAGCUUGAAGAUCUGAAUUUGUUCAAUAAUAACUUAUCAUCUCCGCAUCUGAGUAUCUUAACUUCAUUGGUAAACUGCAGAUCUUUAACAGUUGUAGGAUUAGGGGAUAAUCCUCUUAAUGGUGUUCUUCCAGAUUCCAUUGGCAAUCUCUCCACUUCUCUUGAUUGGUUGUAUUUAUAUCGUUCUGAAAUUAGGGGUCAGAUACCGCUAGGAAUUGGGAAUUUAAGUAACUUAAUCAUUUUAUCCCUAUACGGCAAUGACCUGACUGGAACAAUGCCACGAAAAUUAUGUAAUUUACAUAAUCUUCAAAAUUUAGACCUUUCUCAGAAUGGGUUAAGUGGACCCUUGUCGGAGUGCCUCUGCAGAUUGCCGAAGUUGGGCAUGGUUUAUUUGUAUUAUAAUCAAAUUUCAGGUCAGAUACCGUACUGCAUCGGUAACGUUACCUCUUUGAGAUAUAUUUAUCUAGAUUCAAAUAGGCUCACCAACAUACCCAUGAGUCUGUGGAGCCUCAAAGAUAUUUUGGCGCUCGACUUGUCAAAUAAUUCUUUGGUUGGUUCAUUGCCUCCUGAUUUCGGUAACUUGAAUCACAUAACAAUCAUAGAUUUGUCAAGGAAUCACCUUUCAGGAAGUAUUCCCUCCACAGUUGGAGACUUGCAGACUCUUGUUUAUCUUUAUUUGGCUUAUAAUGAGUUGCAAGGAUCUAUUCCGGAGUCACUCGGAAAAAUGAUAAAUUUGGAAUCAGCGGAUCUAUCCAAUAACAUUCUUUCAGGUACGAUUCCAAAAUCACUAGAGUCACUUCGAUAUCUAAAGGAUUUCAAUGUAUCAUUCAAUAGAUUAGAAGGUGAAAUCCCCAGUAAAGGACCUUUUCUUAAUUUCACCUCUCAAUCUUAUAUGGGAAAUGAGGAGUUAUGCGGCGAUUUGCUUUUCCGGCAUUGUAUGACUAAGUCUUUUCAUCAGUCAAUUAGAAGCAAAUUGCUUCUGAUUAUAAUUGUCCCAUUGGUAGCUGCACUAACAUUACUUGGCUCAAUCGCCAUGUUUAUGUUAAGGAGACGUGGGAAUAGAAAUGUUUCAACUCAAGCCGUAUCCUUACCUUCAAGAACAACACUAGCAAGGAUUUCAUACAUUGAAGUUGAAAGGGCAACUCAACGGUUUGACCAAUGCAACUUGCUAGGCUGUGGAGGUUACGGCUCUGUUUACUAGGGCAUCUUUGCAAAUGGGAUGGUUAGGGCAAUCAAAGUGUUUAAUUUACAGAUUGAAGGUGCAUUCAAGAGUUUUGAUUCUGAAUGCGAAGUUCUACGCAACCUUCGCCAUAGGAAUCUUACCAAAGUUAUCACCAG